GUUUUGAAUAGGUAUUUAUCAAGUGCUACUUGUCAGUUGUCACAGAAGCUAUCGCAAUGUUCGGCUGUUGUUGGUGUUGUGCUGCGUUACGUCCGAGAUACAAGAGGCUCGUUGAUAAUAUUUUUCCGGUUAAUCCUCAGGAUGGCUUGAUUAAAAACAAUAUGGAGAAACUAACAUUUUAUUCGUUGAGCAGUCCUGAGAAAUUAGAUAGGAUUGGAGAAUAUCUGUUUCAACGAGCUUCUAGGGAUAUUUAUAGGAGACGAAAUGGCUUUGUUGUGAUCGCCAUGGAGGCAAUGGACCAACUCCUGGUAGCUUGUCAUGCACAAACUCUGAAUCUAUUUGUUGAGAGUUUCUUGAAAAUGGUACAAAAAUUGCUGGAAUCUACUGAUCCUCAAUUACAAAUUCUUGCAACGCAGUCUUUUGUCAGAUUUGCUAAUAUUGAGGAAGACACACCCUCGUAUCAUACUCGUUAUGAUUUCUUCGUGUCGAAAUAUUCGGCAAUGUGCCAUUCUAAUAAUGAUGAUCCCACUACACGCAAGCAAAUUAGGCUUGCUGGAAUUCAAGGGUUGCAGGGCGUUGUGAGAAAAACUCUUUCUGAUGAUUUGGUUGAGAAUAUCUGGGAACCUGUACAUAUGGACAAGAUUGUACCAUCAUUAUUAUACAACAUGCAAAAUUCAAGAUAUGCUGAUAAGGAAGACACAACACCGGACAGUCCAACUGAAGAACGAUCGGAUCCACCGCAGUUUGCGGAAACUUGUAUGCGAGAACUGAUCGGACGCGCAUCAUUUGGUCAUAUUAGAUGUGUUAUAAGACCUGUGUUGAGGCAUCUGGACAAUCAUCAGUUAUGGGUCCCUAACUACUUCGCAAUUCAUACUUUCAGAAUAAUUAUGUUUUCCAUUCAAUCACAAUAUUCCUAUACUGUAGUGGAAGCUUUAAUGACACAUCUUGAUGAUCACUCAAAAUCGUCCCCUAAGAUUCGCACUAGCAUUGCGGAUACUUUGUCUAAAAUUAUAUCAAUUGCUGCAGGUGAAAGUGUUGGACCAUCUGUGUUAGAAAUUAUAAAUUCCUUAUUAUCUCACCUACGAGUUAGUGUAACGAGGAACCAAUCAUCAAGUAGUGAUGAGCAAUUGUAUCAAGAAGCUCUUAUUAAUGCUCUUGGAGAGUUCGCAAAUCAUCUUCCAGAUUACCAGAAAAUUGAGAUUAUGAUGUUCAUUAUGAGUAAAGUUCCAUACAGUCAGCCUGAUCGUAUCGUAUCGGUCGGCAAAGGAGAUGUAUUACUUCAAAGCAUACUUUUAAAGUCGCUAUUAAAGGUUGGCACCAAGUACCAAACUAUUCAUUUGAACACAACAUUUCCACCCAGUUUCUUGGAUCCAUUACUAAGAAUGUCAUUGGCAGCAGAUGCUGAAAUGAGACUUCUUGUACAGAAAAUAUUCCAUACCUUAAUCGACAGACGACGGAAUAUUACAAAACUCGCUAAACCAACUGUGAACGUAGCAGAGCUCGAUCUUGCUAUUGAAAAAGCCUCUAGACCUGAUGUAAUCUUUAUUCGGAAACACGGUCCUGAAAUCUACUUGGCGCUGUAUGAAUCAUUAGAGCUGUCUAGUAAUACAGUAGAAAAUGUGGAAUCUAUUUAUACCACACUGGCGUUACUUGCCAUUGAAUUAGCUUCUGAGGAAACAGUAUUAGAGUUACUGAGAUUGGUAUUGAGCCUGCAAGACUUGGCACUGACAAGUGGUCAAAUUAGUCUUCCGCUUAAAUUCAAUUUACACGCAAUAGUUAUCAGCUUACUAAUUUUAAUAUCGUAUGUUUGUAAUAUUACCGCUCUCAUGGAUUAUGCGAAAAAGGUGAUAGAUGCACGUCGAAACGAUAGCCCUCAUUUACUACCAAAUUUACAAUCUCAAUAUGAUACUGGUCUAACAUCCAGAUUAGCGCCAGCUCUUUUAGUCGACCAAACUGUUGUCAGCGAAUGUCUAAAAGGAGCUGGUCUUGAUAGUGGAAAAUUACAACAAGGUUCAGGCUACAGUGGGAAUUCUUUACAACACAGGCAUUCAUGGGUUGAUGCUGGACGGAAUUCACUAGCUGACAUUAAUUCUGGAGGUCCAGAAUUGGAUAGUGGAGGUUCAUCACCGGGUGUACAAAAGAAAUUACCUGGAGAAGAAUUAACAUUCGAAAGCAUGAAAAGAAUUUUGACAGAGAGCAACAAUAAUCAAGUAAUAGAAGAAGAGAAGCGAAUGCAACUUUCUCAGUUUUUUAGAAAUGCACCAUUCCAAGAUUUAGUAUCAAAAACACAACCAAAGCACGAUGUUUUACAGAGUAAGUUAUCAGAGAUAUUUAAUACGCUAUCCGUUGAUCCGCGCAAUACGGUUCCUACGACCGGACCACAGACAGAUACUAAACCAAGUCAAACUCCAGCUUACGAAAUUCAUUUCCCAGAGUUGUUUGUAUAUUAAACUGCUAAUGUUCCUGUUGCAUUAACAUUAAGUGCCAUUUAGUGCUACAAAUGCUUCAAAACAUUUGAUUGACCAAUUGAAAGAAAGAAUUUUACUAAUUGAUCAAUCAAUGAAUGCUUCAAAGCAUUUCUAUAAAGCAUCAAAUGGACUGUAGCUAUUAAUAUAGUGUUGCAUUAUAUUAAAUCUACAUAUUACUGAGCAUGAACAAUAGCUCCUAUACUUUAAAGAUUGACUUGUGUACAUA
This is a messenger RNA of Atta colombica, 2694 nucleotides long. RefSeq names its product protein EFR3 homolog cmp44E (gene stmA). The record is from RefSeq and is a predicted model, not a curated record. The transcript has 16 exons. Lineage: Eukaryota; Metazoa; Arthropoda; Insecta; Hymenoptera; Formicidae. Bases 57 to 2450 code for a protein of 797 amino acids. Gene Ontology annotation, biological process: protein localization to plasma membrane. Gene Ontology annotation, cellular component: plasma membrane.